AGGUAUGUAGAGAAACGGAGAACGGAGAGAGAGACAGACAAACAGAAGCACCGUGAGCGACAGGCAGACAGACAAACGGAGAGAGUUGACCCCAGCUGCACCUGAUUGCGUUUCAAAGAUGUGAUAGUGAGCUGCGGUGUCCCGUUGAGGAGCGCUUUGAGCCGCAUCGACCGCCCGCAUCAUAGCGACAUGACGGCCGCCACUAAGCUCCUUGAUGAGUUGUGUCACCUGUCGGUGCAGUCGAUGACCUCGCUGGAGACCGAGGACCACUUCCGGGUCGUUAAGCUGCUGGGGGAGGGGUCAUACGGCAAGGUCAUGCUGGUGGUUCAUAAGAAGACAGGCUCCCCCAUGGCCCUGAAGUACUUCCUGCGGGCGUCAACCUCGCUCUUCUCCUUCCUGCGGGAAUACAACCUGUCGCUGGCGUUCUGCGCCCACCCCUCGCUGACCCGCGCCCUCGGCAUCGCCUACCGGACCCCCACCCACUAUGUCUUCGCCCAGCAGGUGGGCCUCCACGGAGACCUGUACGACCUCAUCGUCCCAGAGGGGGGCGUGGAGGAAGGCUCCGUCCAGAGGGUGGUCUCUCAGCUGAGUGGGGCUCUGGCCCACCUCCACGCCCACGGCCUGGUCCACCGCGACCUGAAGCCGGAGAACGUCUUCCUCUGCGACCCCGCCGGCAGCUGGGUGAAGCUGGGGGACUUCGGCAUGGUGAAGGCGGUGGGCAGCCGCAUCCAGGAGGUCUGGUACAGCUCCGCCUACUGCCCCCCCGAGGCCCAGGGCGCCAGGCGGGGGGGGGCUGGAGCGCCGCUGUGGGUGGCGGCCGACCCCAGCGUGGACUGCUGGGCCCUCGGCAUCCUGACCUACGCCCUGCUCACCGGCGCCCUGCCCUGGGCCGAGACCGCCUGCUGCAACCCGUCCUACCGCCGCUACAGGGACUGGGUCUGCCACCACCGCUGCUGCUGCUGCCGCUGCUGCUGCUGCUGCUGUUCCUCCCCCUCCGCCUCCUCCUCCCCCUCCUCCCCCUCGCCCUCCUCCUCCUCCUCCUGCUCCUUCUCCUCUUCCUCCUCCUCCACCUCCUCCUCCUGCUCCUCCUGCUCCUCCUCUGACGCCUGGGGGUCCGAGUUGUCGCAGGGGCCCGGCCCCCCCGUGGCCCCCCAGUUCCGCGGCUUCACCCCCCUGGCCUGCUCCCUGUUCCGGGCCCUUCUGGACCCGCGGCCCAGGCUCCGGGGGAGGCCGGGCGACGCCCUGGCCUUCCUGGGGGAGGAGUGGCUGAGGGGGGAGGAGCGGAGCCGGCUGGAGGCGGAGAGGAAGAGGAGGAGGAGCGGGGGGGAGGGACUCAGAACCUUGAGUCACCAAACAUCCCAUAAUGACAGCGAGGUGUUAGCGUAGCUUAAUGAGGCUAGCAGAAAAGAAGCCGGCGGUCAGCUAGAACUUAGAUCCAAGAUGGCCGCUAGGAGCAGGGCCUCAGCUCUGUGAUUCCUGGGCUGGACACGCCCACUUGUGAUGUAACAAGUGGAGUGCAGUGACAUCACAACAUCACACCUCUUGGUAAAACAGGCGACCUUUGACCUAUUAAAUAAAAGGUUUUGUCCGAUGAUUGUGGAAGAAACUAUCACAAAUAUUAACUGAUGUUCAGCCAUGUAUGGCUUUAGUAAAAUGUGUAAAACAUUGAUCUUAUGUGAUUAUGUCAGGUUUAUGUGAACGAAAUGUGUGAAUAAAUGUGUUCACGUCCCAUCUUCAAACCAGUGUUUAAACCUGGGGGUCAAGCCCCACUAGGGGUCAGCUGAUCUGGGAGCCAUUAAGACAUAGACAUCUACAGAUGAUGCUCUUUAUCGGUUUGAAUGGGUUCCAUGAAUCCAUUGGCUGGAGUUUGGAGCAACACCAGGACAUCACUGGGAACACUGGGAACCCUGGGAACACUGGGGAGACGUGGAAGAGGUUUGGGGUCUCAAGAUUUUCCUGACUGCAGCUUGGGGCCAAAGGCCAGAGAUGUUGAUAUGGGAGACAGAACACGAUGCGGUUACCAAGGCUAACCGGAACCUUAACCCUAACCCUAGAAGUUUAUUUUCUAGAAGUUCUAGAAACCGACACUGAUAUGCUGCUGACGUGUGUGUGUGUGUGUGUGUG
Gadus morhua (Atlantic cod) is the source of this 2124-nucleotide messenger RNA. Its product is annotated as serine/threonine-protein kinase SBK2-like. The record is from RefSeq and is a predicted model, not a curated record. Gene Ontology annotation, biological process: protein phosphorylation. Bases 190 to 1386 code for a protein of 398 amino acids. Gene Ontology annotation, molecular function: protein serine/threonine kinase activity; ATP binding. Lineage: Eukaryota; Metazoa; Chordata; Actinopteri; Gadiformes; Gadidae. The transcript has 5 exons.